CUGGGGCUUGGAGCCAACGGGCUGCAGGACGAGGGGUUCGUGAUCAUCGGCCCUGCUCUGCCCUCCUGCCCCUGCCUCCUUACCUUGGAUCUUGCGGGGAAUGAGAUAGGAGAGCAGGGGGUAGUGGCGCUUGCAGCAAGUCUGCCAAGCCUGAGGAAGCUGAGUCAUCUGAAUCUGAGCUACUCUUUACUCCGUCCGUCCGGGUUUGCCGUCCUGUCCGAAGCUCUUCUUAAGUGUAGUCAGCUCAUCGAAUUGGACGUGAGCGGCUGUGAGAUGAGAGGAGGAGAGGGCUUCCAGCAGUUUGCUCUAUCCCUGUCAUCGUUCAAACUCCUCCGGUGCCUUGCCAUUGGCUCCAACAACCUCGGGGAUGCUGGCGUCAUCACCAUCUGUCGAUCGCUGUCGCGUUCCUCAACUUUGACGUCCCUGUCGACCCCGGCGAACAACGUCGGGGUGAAGGGAGCAGAGGACAUCGCAUACUCGCUCUCCUCCUGUCCUCAACUUCACCUGCUCGACCUCUCUCACAAUCGUGUGGGACUUGAAGGAUGUACAGCCAUCGCAGACCACCUGCUCUCCUCCUCUCUCUCUCACCUUCUCCUAGCGAACAACAUGCUCGGCAAGUCUGGUGCCCUCCCCUUGUUCGGCUCGUCUUCGCACCGGCUGGGCUGCCUCAACUUGAAGGGGAACAUGCUGGGACAGGAAGGGGUCACGUCGCUGGCGUCUGCUCUCAUCCACUGCCAGCAGCUGACGGAGCUCAACUUGUCGCAGAACACUAUCAACGAUGAAGGAGCGAGGGCCAUCGCCACUGCGAUGACAAACUGCACAGCCUUGCAGCUGCUGGACUUGACGGUGAACAUGAUAGGGAUGGAGGGAGCUAAGGCCAUGCUGAGCAAGAUCGCUGAUUGCGUCAGUCUAUCUCUUAUCGAUCUCCGACUCAACUACAUAGGAACAGUUGGAACGCGGAGAGUUCGG
Messenger RNA from Guillardia theta CCMP2712, 969 nucleotides. RefSeq lists its product as hypothetical. Lineage: Eukaryota; Cryptophyceae; Pyrenomonadales; Geminigeraceae. The record is from RefSeq and is a predicted model, not a curated record. The annotation marks the transcript as partial. The transcript is spliced from 2 exons. Gene Ontology annotation, molecular function: protein binding.